This is a messenger RNA of Serinus canaria (Common canary), 6822 nucleotides long. It is a transcript of the gene EDNRA, whose product is annotated as endothelin receptor type A. The record is from RefSeq and is a predicted model, not a curated record. NCBI's taxonomy places the organism in Eukaryota, Metazoa, Chordata, Aves, Passeriformes, Fringillidae. The transcript is spliced from 8 exons. Bases 536 to 1801 code for a protein of 421 amino acids. Gene Ontology annotation, molecular function: endothelin receptor activity. Gene Ontology annotation, biological process: enteric nervous system development; vasoconstriction; regulation of blood pressure. Gene Ontology annotation, cellular component: membrane.
CUUCUUCUGUCUGGUAGGGUCGGGUAGAGACCCUUGCUGAGAAUCCUGCGUGCCAUUAGCAGGCAGCUACAGCAGUGGGUUCCCGGGGCUGUGGCUUAGAUGAGUCCAGCGAAGCAGCUGUGCUCAGUUUCAGCGAGGAAAGAGUUAAGGAGCUCCGUCUUCCCCUGUGCCCGGGAGGCAGCCUUUGUGUUUAACAUUGGCAGGGGCUCAGUUCGGGCUGGAGGUUUGUUUUAAUUGGGGGAGGGGGCAGUGAAGAGGGGACGCUCCGACUUCUUCAGUCUGUCUCUUUCGUUCACUGUUUUAGCGGAGGUGGAGAUUUUCAAUUCCACCCAGUCAGACGCAGGCAGGAGGAUCUGGUAAGACUAUCCCAGGAAAAGCCACUCCGAAGAAAUUCUCCGAGGCAGCGGCGGCGGCGCCGGCAGUCCCAGCAUGAGGUUUCUCUCUGCAGGUGAAAAAGUGAGAAGUAUCUCACUGAAAUACUGAAGAAAAAAGUGAAGCUCUUGUCUCACUGAACUUGCUCACUGGGGACUUCAGGAUGGAAGCCUUGUGUUUAAGAGUUUCCUUGCUGCUGCUGGUCCCGGGAUUUAUCCUCAGUGACAGCUCUGACAGAGACGUUUCCAAUCGGAGCGACUCGGGAAACCCCCUUUCCACCUACUCAGGGAUGGAAUCCAGCAUUCUCCUCACCACCAUGCAGCCCCCAGUGUCCAACCAGACUGUCAAAUGCUCCCAGCAGACUAAGAUUGCUGAAACUUUCAAAUACAUUAACACCGUGGUAUCCUGUGCUAUUUUCAUCAUUGGGAUGGUUGGGAAUGCAACUCUGCUGAGGAUCAUUUAUCAGAACAAGUGUAUGAGGAACGGCCCGAACGCGCUGAUAGCCAGCCUGGCACUGGGAGACCUUAUCUACAUUGUCAUUGAUAUCCCCAUCAUCGUGUACAAGCUCCUCGCUCAGAAGUGGCCUUUUGGAAAUACAGAAUUUGGACAGUUUCUUUGCAAAUUCCUUCCCUUUAUCCAGAAGGCAUCAGUGGGAAUCACAGUCCUUAACCUGUGUGCCCUUAGUGUGGACAGGUACAGGGCAGUUGCAUCCUGGAGCCGUGUUCAGGGGAUUGGAAUCCCCAUGAUCACUGCUAUUGAAAUUUUCUCCAUUUGGCUUCUGUCCUUCAUACUGGCCAUCCCAGAAGCAAUUGGCUUUGCCGUGGUACCUUUCAAAUACAAGGAUGCAAGUUAUGUAACCUGCAUGCUCAAACCUACAAAUGAUUUCAUGCUGUUUUACAAAGAUGCAAAGGAUUGGUGGCUGUUUGGUUUCUAUUUCUGCAUGCCGCUGGCAUGUACUGCCAUCUUUUAUACGCUAAUGACUUGUGAAAUGUUAAACAGAAGAAACAGCAACUUGAGAAUUGCUCUCAGUGAACACCUGAAACAGCGCCGAGAAGUUGCCAAGACAGUUUUCUGCUUAGUUGUGAUUUUUGCUCUUUGCUGGUUCCCUCUCCAUCUGAGCCGGAUUUUGAAGAAAAUGGUAUAUAAUGAAAAAGACCCCAGCAGAUGUGAACUGCUCAGUUUCUUGCUGCCCUUGGAUUACAUCAGCAUCAACCUGGCAACCAUGAACUCUUGUAUAAACCCCAUAGCUCUGUAUUUUGUGAGCAAGAAGUUUAAAAACUGUUUCCAGUCAUGUCUUUGCUGUUGCUGCUCCCAGUCUAAGAGUUUGGUGACUUCAGUGCCCAUGAAUGGAACAAGCAUUCAAUGGAAAAACCAAGAACUAAACAAUCACAAUACAGACCGAAGCAGCCAUAAAGACAGCAUAAACUGAGAAUUAAGGACUCUCACACCAUUUCAGAAUGAAACAGGAAAAUAAAAGUCACUACAAAGCUAUUGCAACAGGAAGCCCAGUGACUGUUUCAUAACAAAUUCAGACAUGUGCACCAUUGUACCUAAUUCUAGAGGUGACUGAGUAGAUGGAGUGAGUGUAACUGUGAUGUCCUGUGAACUGAGAUCCACUGGAUGAUAAUUCUGCCUCUGAAAGGAUAUUGAUGUGAUUAUGACACAAAAAACUGGCUUGAACUAUACAAGUGGUUUUGCUAUUCUGAAGCAGGCAGGAACUGUCCAGUGUCUGUGACUGGUACAAUGCAAUCUUUUUACCAUUGAUUGUCACUUCAAAUUAAUCACUCUGGAACUUUUGAGAAGAUAUCAAAAUGGAAUCUAUCUGUGACUAUAUUUUCUCUCUGCCCAUCUGUCUUUUAAGUUCUGUUUCUGUGGUGGAUAAAGUCCAUGCACCAGUCUGUUUUGCAUGUUGUUGUGUUGCUGUUUUUCAGGUUUAUGUUAGAAAAUGUUUUGGUCCACACCAGCAUUUUACCUAUGUUACAAUGGAUCGGGACAUUAGCUGGGCAGUUCACAUUUGUAGCACUUCAGUAUUCAAAUAUAGGAAGAGACCAUUUAAACAGCAUCAACAUUUGGCACUUAAGCACAGAUUAAUACCAAGAAAAGAGGUAUUAAUAAUACAGUACUAUACUGUGUUAUUUAUUCUAAUGCUCUGUACAAAAUAAACAUAAUCUGUAUCAGUGAAAAGAAUGGAAGAUGCUCACAGAUGGGCACCUUACAAUGUGUUUUUAUUAACCUGACAUGUUAAUUCUUAAACUAUAUGAACCUUUUAAUCUAUUUAGACUACACCUGCAUUAAAUCUAAGUUGAAAUGAGGGUCAGUGGAACAUAGUGAAACAUUAUUAAAGCUGUUCACAGCGUUCUGAGAAUAUGAGCAGAGCAGAGCAUUAUUAUCAGAGCAGCUAUGCACUCUGUUUUCACAUUGUGAACACGAGGUUAUAGUCAGAGUGAAUGUAGAAAUGUGGAAGUCCAUAAGAGUUGGAUGUGCAGAGGAUAUUUUGUGCCUUAUUUCUUACAGAGUUCUCUGUCUUACACAACACUCAAAGAUUUUAAUGGGUUUUAAUAGGUUAUCAGCAUUGUUAACCAUACAAAUGCUAUUAAAAAUAUAUAGAAGCUAUUGCUUGCAUAUAUGUAAACUGAUGGUUUCCUUAUUAUUUCCAUCCAUUAAGGCUACACGGCAAGAGAUUCCAGUUUGCCUAUAAUAUUUUUUAAUAGGUAGCCUUUCAUUAAAUGGUGGAACUCAAUAGUGUGGUGUCAUAUAUGAUAUGUUUCAUGCACAAAUCUGUUAGGCAAUUUAUAGCAUCUUUUAUGCUAGGCUAAGAAGCAGUAAUCAAAAUUCCACAAAUUUUUAAACAUCCAUUUCCUUUCCAGUGAAAGAUGGAAUCCUGCAUAGUUUUAUUUAAGAGGUCAAAAUGCUAGUGCCUACAGUGACUUCUGCUGCACAAGUUUCCUCAAUGUUUACAUUCACACAAAUCUUCUGAAGUAUAUUUAAAAAAAGGUUCUUUAAAUUGGUUUGUGUAUUUUUUAUGUGCUUUUGUCUCUGUGACAUAUAUGCCUGUAUAAAUACAUACAAAUCCAUGUUCAUAUGUUAUAAACCUAAAUACAGUCUUCUGACAGUGCUCUGUGGUAGAGCCUAAGAGCAUGGUAUGGAAUGAGACUUGGCUGAAUUUUACUUAGAACAUUUCAUCCUCAAACUGUAUCAGAAAGCAGAAUGAGUGACAAUGCUCUCCUUUCAGAAUACUGAAUUACUGAGUCUCUUUACAUCCUGAAAUCUUCCCUGCUGCUUUGACUGAACUUUUUGAGGAGAUGAUAAAGUUAAACAGAAAAAAAGACAUGAGGAAUGUAUUUAACUUGUGAAUUGCUCCUCCUUUAUUUCAAGGCAGAAAAAGCUUUGUGUGCAUUCCCCUUUUCUGCUAUUUACCUGAUGGCAAGAUGAACAAAAACAUUUUAUACACCUGCAAAUCAGUAAUGUGAUUGCUCAGAGACAAUGCUUCUACCUGUCUACAAAAGACAGUAAGCAAUCUAGGUCAGUUUAGUGUUCUUAACUUCUACCAAAAAAGCCCCAUCUACCCACAAAAGUUACAGACUGUGAAAUGGGUCACUUUUAUGCUUUACAAGCACUGAUGCAAAUGGCCAGUCACAAAAAUCUAAAAUUUUUCCUUCCAGGACUGACAUUUCCAACAUCUAUUGCCUUCAACCCAAGAGCUGGCUCUGUUAUGUGGCAGAGACACAUGACACACAAAGCAUCCUUUAAACCACCCCAGCCUAGAUGGAAAACUAUUUUCCUACUCCUCAUAAUGCUGACUGACCUUAGCAGCAGCAUAAAAAAAUACAAAACUUUUUAACUAAUGAAAAGAAGAGGGUAAAAAUUAACUAACAGAAGUGAGAGGUAUUUUUUAGAACCCUUUAAAAUUAUUUUAGUGAGCUUACUUAAAGAUCAGAGCCUGCUAACUGGUGACCUUCAUUCCCUUUCUCCAACCAGUGGAAGGACAGAGAGAGUUUAAAUAACAGUGACAAGUGAGGUCCUGGGAGGUCUCAUACUCUUUUUUACUGGUGGCUGCUGCUCCCACUCACAAACAAGUUGUAAGAACAAAGGGUGCUUGAUGUGGCAGCUGCAGAGAUGACGGGAAAAUGCUUCUGAAAAACUUCCCAAGGUACUUUUAAAAUUCUCUCCUCUUCUUCACACUGAGAAUGGUAAAUAUUCCUCCUGGUACAGUAUCUACCCUCAUUUCUGAAAAAGCUGACUUUCAAAAAGAGCCAACAAAAGUAUUCCACAAUUCUGGGGUCACACAGAAGCUGCUUUCUCUUUUACAUCAGUACAACUUUCCAAAAGUAUCCUUCCAUUCUUUUCUUAUUUUAUAGACAUUUUUAAUCCUGCUGUUUGCAUCAAUCUCAACUGAACUUAGCCUAGCUUUUCUCUGCAGAUAACAGGGUCUAAUUCACAAGCUUCAGACUAAUUUCAUAAACUUUUUGUCUGUUCAUCAUAAUCAAAACCCAUUUAACUGUCACAUUCAUCUUUUUUUUUUUGCGGACUUCAGAAUACCCAACUUUUGUCAGACUACUCAGUGUAAAAUUUCAUUGACAGUCUUACUUCUUAACUUAGUUUUAGAAUUCAGCUGUUCUCUUUGUUUUCAAUAUGCAUUUCAAUAUGCACCACCAUACUAUUUUUUUCAAACUCCCUCACUAAACAUUUCCUCUUUGGUAUAUUUUAUACUUAUUUACUUCAAGGAGACAGCAUACAUGGGUUUUUCACUUAUAUCUUUGCCUGUAUUUAUUUAUUUACAUAUGAAACUCUGUACUUCAGACCUGACCUAGCCAGCUCCUGUGCAUUAAAAAAAGUAGAUCAUAAAUCUCACCUGACAAAACCAUUAGCUUGGUUCUAAGAAAAGAUACUUAUGCUACCCUCAUAUCUGAAUAUUUUGUUUUUGAUUUUAAUACUGUCAGUUUUAGGUGUUUCCCUGUCUGUCCCUCCAUCCUUCCAAACCAACUAUCACUCCCCUGUCCAAUUACAAUAAAUUUUACAGAACAGUUAUCAUCCUUAUGAAGCUACAGAGAAUUUCACCAGAAUUGCAGGAUGGCAGGAAGAACAAAAUUCUACUCGUGCUCUAUGCAGAAAAUUUCAGAAAUGUAGUUUGUACAUAACAAUAAAUCUACUUGAUAGAAAGAUUUUAUGAACAUUACAGAUGCAGAAAAAGCCUUGAUCAGAGCAUGCAACUUGUAAGACAUCUGAGAAUCAAACCACAACCCACAAAUUCUUGGAAGUCAGUAUUUGUAAGUUCCCUUGCUUGUGGAAUUACUUGCUGCCUCUUUUUAUUUUAUAUUUUAUUUUUAUAUGCCUCUCUUUCAUCAGUUACAUAUUUACUGCAAUCUUGUUGCUAUAUAAUUUGAUUCUGUGAAGCCUUAUGGGUUUCAGUGUGUGAGAAGACAUGGUACAAAUUCAAAUUCUGCUGCAUUUGUAUGAACAGAUGCCUGCUCAAAUGUCCCUGAGGCAAAGCACGAAUUUUCAUUAGAAGAAACACCGGGACAGCACACUAACAUUGCCUUGCAAAGUUUCUUCCACGCAAUCAAUGCUGCAAAGUAUUGGCUCAGCAAAGUAUUCCUAAUUUACACUCCUCACUCUUUCAAGGACUAAAUAAAGGCAAUUCUCCAAACUCAGAGUAAAAGAAGACACAUAAAAAUUUUACAGACCAGAAACAGCUCUCAAGUUGCAUAGGAAAAAAAAAAAAAAAAGACAUCAACCCCAGGCAUGUUUAAAAUGUAGCUCUAAAAGAAAUGCAGCUUAUCAUUAGUCCAAGUGUGGGAAAGGAAGAUAUGAAAUAAAUUUAAAAAUGUAGGUCAUCUCCAGUUUCUCUAAAGGAAGAUGAGAUGAACUGACCUCUACUAUCUCAUCUAGAAUCACUUUUCCCCUGUACAAACACUACUGCUUCUGAACUGAGCUGACACUUGAGUCACACCCUUGCAGUCCUGUUAGUUACAGUAGCUUAUUAUUACAACAAUAAAGCUCAACAAAGUGUUACAAGUCAGGAAAAAAAAAAACAAUUUGAACUUCAGGAGCACUCUGCCCACAUUUCUGAGAGUAACUCAGUGUCUGCCAACUGCUCUGAAAUCAAUUAUUUGGUGCAUCUCAGAAUAAGGCCUUUACUUCAAUCUCACUGUCUUAGUCCUUGGGAGCAAAAAGAUUGAGAAUUUACUGAAUCAAGCAUCCAGAACAAUUAAUGGGAAGCACUUCCAAGCUCUCCAAGAGAACAUACCUCCUGCUACAUGUUUUAACCAGAGGGGAAGAUUAGAAAUCCACCAUUACACCACCAUUCUAUCCAGUAGCCAAUCCUCAUAUUUAUUGAAACAUCUGUGUCUCAAGGUUUUUUUGUUUUCCCCCUCUAAAAUUGUUGUGCAGUGGUCUCUUUGGUAUUGCCUCUGAAUAAAGUAUACAUUUGGAUUAGCUUUCUUUCCAAUA